AUUUUCUUCUCCUUCAGUCCACACAGUCCAGGUCUUCCUGCAGUCAAAUUCAGUCAAAUCAGGCGGGGGUGUAUUCAAGGGGGCUGGGCCAGAAGUAAUGCAGGAAGUGAUUUGGUACAUUUUGUCUCCUCAACAAAUUCUCUUCCUUUCUUUCUCGAAACUCUGCAGGGUUCUCCAUCUUCAACAGCAGCAAGAAUGCUCCCAUUCCAGGCCGCUCCAGGACAGUUUGGGGAUGAGAUCAGACAGCCGGGACUGAGAUGUUGGCGAGUGGAGAAGAUGAAGGCUGUUCCUCUGGCCCAAGCUGAGGUGGGGGCUUUCUUCAACGGUGACUCCUACCUUGUGCUGGAUAACCGGGGUGAACAGGGAGCAGACCUCCACAUGUGGAUCGGAGAGAAAUCAUCUCGUGAUGAGCAGGUAGCUUGUGCCAUGUUGGCUACACAGCUGGAUAACUUCCUGGGUGGAGAUCCGGUCCAGCACAGGCAAGUUCAAGGCUACGAGUCCCCAGAGUUCAUGAACCUCUUCCCCCGAGGUGUCAGCUAUAAGGAGGGAGGUGUGGAGUCUGGCUUCAGAAAAUCACAGUCCGGAUCUGGACCCGUUCAGAGGUUAUACCAAAUCAAAGGGAAGCGUAACAUAAGAGCCAAAGAAGUGGAUUUGAGCUGGCAGAGCUUUAACAAAGGAGACUGCUUUAUACUUGACCUGGGCGAGACGAUUGUGUCAUGGAUAGGAUCUCAGGCAAACAUCUUUGAGAAGCAGAAGGUGAGGGAGAUCGCCACUCUGAUCAGAGACACAGACAGACACGGCAAAGCCCAGAUCACUAACAUCAAUGAGGGAGAAGAGACGCAGGAAAUGCUACAGAUACUUGGUGCAAUGCCAGAGCUGAAAGAAAGCACUCCAGAGGAGGACAGCCAAGCAGAUGCAUCCAAUUCUGCCUCCCUCUACAAGGUUUCAGAUGCAACAGGGUCGAUGAAGUUGACCAAGGUGUCAGAGAAAAGUCCAUUUGCCAAGGACUUGUUGGUACGUGAGGACUGCUUUAUCCUGGACAAUGGGGCCAAUGGAAAAAUCUUUGUUUGGAAAGGAAGUGGAGCCAAUGCAGAAGAGAAGAGGGCUGCUCUGAAAAUGGCAGAUGACUUCAUUCAGCAAAUGAAUUACCCCAAGAUGAAAACACAGGUGGAGAUUUUACCACAGGGCAGAGAGACCGUUAUCUUCAAACAGUUCUUCCAAAACUGGAAUUAAACCGCAUCUCACUGCAUGAUGAUCGGAGAAUAAACUGCACUCAACCAGCUGUCAAAAGACUGUCAUUUACUUCAAGCUGCUACAUUAUAAACAAAUGUACAGUUUUAUUAAAUAAGAUCAGCUUUUAUUCAUGGAGGGUUGCAGUAAUAAUGCAUGUGAGUGAGAGAGGCUUUACUAUUUGUCUGUUACCAUAUUUUUAUGAUUUUAAAAGGUGUUUAUAUUGAUUAAAACAAAUUUUGAAGAACUUGUAAUUAUUUCCCCCUAAUUUUAUUUAGAAAUUAAAACUAUGUUGCAACCUUGAUAACCACAAAACCCAUAGCACUUAUACUUAAAAACAGAAUAAUGCUACUAACCAUUUUUCAAGCCAACGCGCAAUUUCACAAGACUGCUUUUUUCUUUAUUUCUUCUUUUUUUUACUCAUUUUGUGUAUGUAAUUGGAGCAUGGCAAUAAAAAGCAUAUGCAAAAAC
Molecule: messenger RNA, 1701 nt
Organism: Sinocyclocheilus anshuiensis
Lineage: Eukaryota; Metazoa; Chordata; Actinopteri; Cypriniformes; Cyprinidae
Product: macrophage-capping protein-like
Exons: 10
Coding region: 196-1233 (345 amino acids)
Biological process (GO): actin filament severing; actin polymerization or depolymerization; central nervous system development
Cellular component (GO): actin cytoskeleton; cytoplasm
Molecular function (GO): actin filament binding; phosphatidylinositol-4,5-bisphosphate binding
Source: RefSeq, a predicted model, not a curated record